GCGCCGCGCCGCCAGCGGGAGGACGUGGCGGGUUUUCUUGGGGGCGGGGGGAGAGGGGGGGCGGCGACCCUGUGCGUGACGUCAUAAUCUUGUGAGGCACAUUAGCGGUCAGCUGAGCGGCGGCGGCGACGGGUCAGUGGCGGCCUGGUUAGCGUGAGGCGCCGCGGCACGCUGCGACAGGCUGCAGGAGGCAGGCUACAGGCUGCUGUGUGUGGGUGUGUGCGUGUGUACGUGCACGUGGCACGGUGCGUGGCCCUGUGUGUGUGGCCCCGUGUGGCCCUGUGUUACCCCGUGUGGCCCUGUGUUACCCCGUGUGGCCCUGUGUGGCCCCGUGUGGCCGCAGCGCCCGGCCGGCCCGCGGCGGGGUGAGGAGCCUGGCAGUGCCCCGCGCCCCGUGGCCCACUGGCCCCGGCACGCCAUGGCGGGGUGAUGGAGGGCGCGGCGCCCCCUUGCCCUCGACACCUGGUGGAGGCUGAGGUGCACCCGCAGCCCCCCCCUCCCGACCCCCCGGACUCGCCCUCCCACGUGCCCAACGGCCCCCUGGUGGUGCCCGAGGUGCCCGCCUUCCUCAGGGGCGGCGCCGCCAUGACGGGGGGCGGCCCCCCCUCCCCGCCGCCCCUGCUCACCACGUUCGGGCGGCCGCGACCCCUGGACCCCCGCGUGGAGCAGCUGCGGGGCCGCCGCGCCCCCAAGGCCGUGGCGGCGCCCGCCGUGCGCGGCAGGAACGGCUUCAGCCGCCCGCGCCGCGUCACCUUCCUGGUGGAGCCGCUGCCCGCGGGAAAUCCCUACGGGGACCCAUACCGUGACCCAUACGGGGACCCAUACGGGGACUCCCACGGCGACGAGGACGACGAAGAGGACGACGACGAGCUGAGCGAGCUGACCCGCGGCGCCGACCACGACGCCCACCACGCCGACGACCAGGCGGCAGCGGCGGCGGCGGCGGCGGCGGCGCCGGGUGAGCCGCGACGACCCAGCUUGCGGCCCGGCCAGCCCGACCCCACGGCGACCACAGUCACCAGUGGGCGUGCCAUGAACACCCACCCUCGCGCCCACACCCACCAACACACCCACCACCCAGCUCUCAAGAACCACGCAGGGAUGGGACACGGCGUCGCUGCCAACCUCACCUCCGCCCAUAUCCACGUCGCCUCCACGCCCAUCACCUCCCGCCCUGGCUCCUCCGCGUCUCUGGUGGGCGUGGGCGUGGGUGCCGGCGUGGGUGUGGGCGUGGCGUCGCUGGAGGGGGAGGUUGGGUGUCCGGACUGCGCCGCGCUCUACCCCGUGUCCGAGGAAGCAGUUCUCCACAAUCUCCAUUCGCGUUACAAGAGGGACCAGAUCUAUACCUACAUCGGUACCUCGCUCGUGUCCGUCAACCCGUACCGUCGCCUGGCCCUGUACAGUCACGACGUCAUCCAGGCCUACAGAACCAGCUGUGUCUUCCAACUGCCCCCACACAUCUAUGCCGUGGCGGACGCAGCGCACCGCGGCGUAUGGGAGCGGAACACAGACCAGGUGGUGGUGGUGGCGGGGGAGAGCGGGGCGGGCAAGACGGAGGCGGCCAAGCUGGUGCUGCAAUUUGUGGUGGAUAGGCCCGACCCAUGCCCCAGGUUGCUGCACUCUAACCCCGUGCUGGAAGCCUUUGGGAAUGCGAGAACGAGAAGAAAUGACAACUCCUCAAGAUUUGGUAAAUACACCGAGCUUGAGUUUGAUCACAAGGGCGACCCCAUAGGAGGGACCAUUACCCACUACUUAUUAGAAAAGCCUCGCGUCACCAGCCAUCUACCAGGAGAGAGAAACUUUCACAUCUUCUACCAGCUGUUGGCGGGGGCGGACAUACAAAUACUGAAAGCGCUGAAGCUGCAGAGAAACACAGAAAACUACAACCUCCUGCAGUGUACCAGAUUGACGCCGGGCGAGACACAAGAUGACCGGGCGGAGUUCAGCAUCACUAAGCGGGCCCUGGAUGUCCUGGGGUUGACGCAGGAAGAGCAGCUGGAGGUGAUGAAGGUGGUGGCGGCGGUGCUGAAGCUGGGCAACCUCACCUUCACGUGCGUCAACAACAUCGACGGGACGGAGGGAUGCGUCAACGAGAAUGAAUACGAGCUGCAUGAGGUGUGUGAGUUGCUAUCGUGCGAAGUCGGGUCCUUGAGCGCAGCGCUACAGACUCGCACGGUGGAGGCGCGUGGCGAGGCGGUGCUGGCCGAGUUGAGCGCAGCCGAGGCCACCAGGACCAGGGACGCUCUCUGCCGCGCCCUCUACAGCCGGCUCUUUACCUGGGUGGUGGCGCGCGUCAACGAGGCCAUCAAGGUGAAGACGCUGGGCCGACGGAAGGUUCUCGGCAUCCUGGAUAUCUUUGGCUUCGAAAUGCAGGAGUUGAACAGCUUUGAGCAGCUCGUCAUCAACUUCUGCAACGAGAAACUGCACCAGGUGCUGACGGAGGUGACGCUGAGGCAGGUACAAGAAGAUUACCUGCGUGAGGGUCUUGAGUGGUCCUUGAGAAGACAGACGGGCGUGCUGGCUGUGGUGGAGGACGUGUGUUCGCGAGUUGGUGGCGGCAGCGAGGCCCUCCUGCAGCAGCUGUCCUUCUCCUGCGGCGGGCACUCCCUCUUCGACAUCAAGGGCGGCAGACACUCACACUCCGACAAUAACAUCCCCUCGGACUCCUUCAGGAUCCGGCACUACGCAGGCUCGGUAACGUACAGUGUGUCGGGGUUCGUGGAGAAGAACAGCGACUCCUUACACCGGGACCUGAGCCGCUGUAUGUACCGCUGCAGCCACAGGAUACUCAAGGAGCUCUUUCCGGAAGGCAACCCGCGGCGCACCACCCUGAAGCGUCCAGCCAGCGUCGCCACCCAGGUCCUAAUCUCCGUGUCGGCGCUCAUGCGGGUGAUCAGAACCAAGCAGACGCACCUCAUCACCUGCAUCAAGCCCAAUGAACUCAAGCAGCCGCGUAUUCUUGAGUCCGCGCUUGUCCUUCACCAGAUUAAGUACCACGGGUUGGUCGAGCAGGCGAGAGUCCGCGGCGAGGGAUGGUCCUACAGAGCCAGCCACGAACUCUUCCUCAGCCGCUACGGUAUGCUCUCCUUACACACGUGGCCGGCUUGGAGGGGCGCGCCGCUGGAAGGCUGCGCGAUGCUCCUUGCAGACCUGCCUCUCACCCCCUCACAGUAUACCUUCGGGAGGAGCAAGGUGUUCAUCAAGAGCCAGAGAGCGGUUCAUGAGCUAGAGGAAUACCGCAGGGAGAGACUUGAAGACCUCGCUAUCCUGGUGCAGAAGACUUAUAGAGGCUGGCGGGAGCGGACGAGGUACAGAGCCAUGCGGAGAGCCCAAGUCACCAUCUCUACCUGUUGGAGAAGCUGGAAGGCGCGAGAGGAGUACAGACAGCUGAAGCAGAAGAAGAAGGUGGAGUGGGCGGCCGGUGUGAUCCAACUCUCCUUUAUCAAUUAUCAGCGCUGGCGGUACGUCAUGCGGGUGCUGGAGGAGAUGCCUUCAGACUCACCCAUCGACGGCUCGUGGCCACCCCCGCCCGCCGCCAUGGCCGAGGUGGCGCUCCAGCUGCGGCGACUACAUCACAAGUGGCGGUGCCACAGAUACCGACUGCAGUUUGACCAGACGGCGAGGAACAGAAUGCGGGAAAAGGUGACCGCCUCUAUCAUCUUCAAGGAGAGGAAAGCGUCGUAUCCUAAGAGCAUCUCGCAUCCGUUCCUGGGCGACUACGUGAGGCUGCGGCAGAACGGGCAAUGGAAGAAGUUGGCGGCCGAGACAAACGACCAGUACGUUGUGUUUGCUGAUAUCGUCAACAAGAUCACGCGCUCGGCAGGCAAGUUUGUGCCAAUCCUCCUCGCUGUCUCCACCAACUCGCUGCUUAUCCUGGACCAGCGAACCCUUCAGAUCAAGUACAGGAUACCGGCUCUAGAGAUACAGAGGAUAUCCCUGUCGCCCUACCUCGACGACAUCGCGGUCCUGCACGUCAAGCCCGCCUCGCCCACCGCUGACGUGACCGGCUCCCAGAACCUCAACCCGGGAUGUCUGUUUGGCUCGGACGAGGUGAAGCGGAAGGGUGACCUGGUGCUGCAGACGGGUCACGUGAUCGAGGUAGUGACCAAGCUGUUCCUGGUGGUGCAGAACGCGGCAGGGAAACCCCCGGAUGUGAAUAUUUCCACCGAGUUCGACGCCAACUUCGGUCAACACUCGGUUCUGUUCACGUUCAAGACGGCGGGGCUGGCAGAAGUCGCUCCCGGCCAGAUCCGAAUCAUGCGAAGACACAACAGAAUGGAAGUGGUCUUGUAGGAGUCUUACGGAGCGGUGGUUGUUGUUCCUGGAGUUGGUGGUGGUUUGGGAUAAGAGUGGAGUUGUUAGUGGUGGUAGUGUUGUGGUUGUUGUUGUUGUUGGUGGUGGUGGUGUGAAGAGGGAGACAGAGGAACAAAGAGAGAGAGAGAGAGAGAGAGAGAGAGAGAGAGAGAGAGAGAGAGAGAGAGAGAGAGAGAGAGAGAGAGAGAGAGAGAGAGAGAGAGAGAGAGAGAGAGAGAGAGAGGAAAGGAAUGAAAGAAAUUAGAGAAAAAAGAAGGAAGGAAGGAGAAAGAAAGGAAAAGAAAUGAAAGAGGAUGAAAAAAAUGGAUUGGGAGAGAGAGAGAGAGAGAGAGAGAGAGAGAGAGAGAGAGAGAGAGAGAGAGAGAGAGAUAGAGAG
Eriocheir sinensis (Chinese mitten crab) is the source of this 4690-nucleotide messenger RNA. RefSeq names its product unconventional myosin-Ia-like. The transcript is spliced from 25 exons. NCBI's taxonomy places the organism in Eukaryota, Metazoa, Arthropoda, Malacostraca, Decapoda, Varunidae. Gene Ontology annotation, molecular function: microfilament motor activity; actin filament binding; ATP binding. Gene Ontology annotation, cellular component: myosin complex; vesicle; microvillus. Bases 430 to 4293 code for a protein of 1287 amino acids. The record is from RefSeq and is a predicted model, not a curated record. Gene Ontology annotation, biological process: vesicle transport along actin filament; actin filament organization.